Molecule: messenger RNA, 4643 nt
Organism: Bactrocera oleae (olive fruit fly)
Lineage: Eukaryota; Metazoa; Arthropoda; Insecta; Diptera; Tephritidae
Source: RefSeq, a predicted model, not a curated record
AAAAGCGGCCAACACAAUUGAGUGCAAAUCUUUGUCUGUAAAUCACAUUACUUGCUCUUAAGGCCGAUUCACCAAUGUUUAACCACUCGCAGAACGACAAAGAACUACCAAAGCGACGAAAGAGUAAGCAGCCGCACUAAAUUUGAGAAUGUAUAUACUUAAUUCAGAACAUCAACGAGGAGAAUGUUAUUCUAACAACAACCAGCGUCUGAAAGUAAUCUCUUGAGGUGUUGUGGCAGAGCGCUUUAUGGCGGCACGCGCUGAUCGUGGCCAACCAACCAGACGAGCGGCGAUCGACGAAAGCAGCAGCUGCUUCAACAACGGCAAUGAGCCAAAGCGACCCAGCACUGAGGCGAACCAGUAAGCCAACCUCUUAACAACAAUAGCAACAACAACCACUCUCUGUGGCAAUAACACGACGGUGACGUGCAAAUUGACGCAGGUCAAACCAGAUAAAACCGAAUUAAAUUCGUUUGAUGCGAUUCACUUGGUGAUGGAUAUACAGGCUAAAUAAAAAUUACAAAAACAACAACAGCAACAACUUAAUGAAUGACAAUGUGUUUGUGUGCGAAAAAAAGCUGUGGACCACGGGGCAAACACCAGCAAAAGUAAUAACAAGAAAUGUAUGCCAACACUAGAACAAAAAAAAAAACGAAAACAACAAAACCCAAAUACAAACAAAUAAUGGCGUAAACUCGUGCGAAAUUUGAACUAAUAAAGGAAAUUCAUGGCGAGCGGGAAGAGUUAAGGCCGGAAGGGAGUUGUUGUGUAUUGUGAAAAGAUAAUUCUUGAAGCACGCCGAUUGAAGUGAGAAAUUCGCGAUUUGUUCAGUUAUUUGCCGCUGAUAUUCCGAAAAGUUCGCAACAAAAUCGUGCAGUCAUCGGUAACCAGUUCUAAACGCCGCAAUACGUACUCACAGGCGAGGGAAAGUGUAAAGAAAGCGUAAAGCCGGAAACGGAAGGCUAACCGCAAUAUUUGAAAACCACACGCGAAAAUAAGUGAGAAAUAAAUAAUAAGUGAGCAAGACCUUCGUGCUGAGAAAUUAUAUUGAAAGUAUAUUAGUAAUGGAAAACGCCGUUUAAAUUGAAAAAUAUAAACUUAAAAUUACUAUUAAAAUAUCUUUUACGUACAUAAAUGUUCGACGAGUGUUGCUAAAAAAAUAUUAUUGGUUUUAAAUAUUUAAAAUAAUACAAGAAAAAUGGCUGAUCACACACCAAACGGCAAUGCCGAAGGUCAGGUUGGCCUCACUAUACCCACCAUCUCGGAGAGUUUAUCUAACACAACUACAACCCAACAGUAUAACGGAUAUCCGCCAAAUACCAACAACAGCACCUCCAAUGCGCCGGCCGAUCCCAAUCACCUGAGCAGCGAAGGUGGCAACCCUGCGUGCCGUAAAAACUCCCGCCUCUCGCUACGCGGUUUCGGACACUUUCUACGCAAGAAUUCGAGGCAGGAGGAUGAACGGAAAUUCAGUUUGGCGCAGCUAACAACGGAAGCAUUGCCCAGAUUAGAUAAUUACAGAAUAUCAAAACGUAAUAUGAAGCGACCAUCGAUUGGAGAACUGCAUGGGGAGCUGCAAGAGCAGAGCAUCCAGAUGCCUGAUCCGCCACCCGAAAGCAAUAGCAAUAUGAUCAAAUUAGGCUGGAUUAAUGGCGUCGUCAUACCAUGCUUACUCAAUAUUUGGGGUGUCAUGUUGUUCCUGCGUCUCAGCUGGGUAGUCGCCGAGUCCGGUAUAAUGCAAUCACUAAUAAUUAUCGCCAUUUCGGCGGUGGUUUGUGUGAUCACCACACUUUCAUUAUCCGCAAUCAGCACCAAUGGUGAGGUGAAGGGAGGCGGUGUCUAUUUCAUAAUUUCACGCUCACUGGGCCCAGAGUUUGGCGCAUCGGUUGGUGUUGUCUUUGCAUUCGCAAAUGCCGUCGCUGCUUCCAUGAACACUAUCGGUUUCUGUGAUUCAUUAAACGAUUUAUUGAAAAGUAAUGGCUUGAAGAUUAUCGAUGGAGGCAUUAAUGAUGUUCGCAUCGUUGGCGUGUGUACGAUAGUGGUGUUGAUUCUCAUUUGCUGCGUGGGCAUGGAGUGGGAGUCGAAGGCUCAAAAUUUCUUGAUCGUAACUAUAGUUUUGGCUAUUUUCAAUUUCCUUAUUGGCGCUGCUAUUGGGCCGCGUGGCGAUGAGGAAGCAAUCGCAAAAGGCUUUGUUGGCUUCUCUUGGAGUAAUUUUAAGGAAAACUUUGGCGGUGACUAUCGCUUUUCAGAGGGCGUUAAUCAGGACUUCUUCAGUGUAUUUUCUAUUUACUUUCCCAGUGUGACCGGCAUACAAGCGGGUGCGAAUAUAUGCGGCGACUUAAAGGAUCCAGGUGCAGCUAUACCUAAGGGCACAUUUUGGGCCCUGAUGAUUUCAAUGGCUUCGUAUGCGCUUUUCGUUUUUUUCGCGGGCGGUGCAGCGGCACGAGAUGCCUCCGGUAAUGUAGCCGAUUUGAUCAAUGGCACAUUAAUCACUUCAGAAUUGGCGUGCAAAGAGAACUUGACUUGCCAAUAUGGCCUGCACAACUCAUACUCAGUUAUGCAACUGAUGUCCAUUUGGGGUCCACUUAUCUACGCCGGCUGCUUCGCUGCGACUUUGAGUACAGCACUAACUAACAUACUUUCAGUGCCGCGCCUUGUUCAAGCCUUGGGAAUAGAUCGCAUAUACCCCGGUUUGAUUUUCUUUUCCAAGCCUUAUGGCAAACAUGGCGAGCCCUACCGUGGUUACGUGCUUACCUUCUUCAUAUCGGCAGGAUUCUUACUUAUCGGCCAGCUGAACGUAAUAGCUCCACUUAUUUCAACUUUUUAUUUGGCUUCUUACGCCUUAAUUAACUUCUGCACAUUCCAUGCAUCAUUCGUAAAACCUCUCGGCUGGCGACCAACAUUUAAGUAUUACAAUACAUGGCUAAGCUUAUUUGGCUUUAUACUUUGCAUUGCGAUUAUGUUCCUAAUCGAUUGGAAAUCUUCUCUCAUCACGUUAGUAAUUAUAUUUGCGCUUUACCUAAUCGUUAUGUAUCGCAAGCCAGAAGCUAACUGGGGCUCCUCAACGCAGGAGCAACAAUAUAAGGCCACACUAACCGCCGUUCAUCGUCUGCAAAACGUCUCCGAUCACGUGAAAAACUACCAUCCACAAAUACUGGUGCUCUCUGGCGAUCCAAGCAGUCGCCCACCGCUAAUUGACUUCGGCAACAUGCUCACCAGACACAAUUCCCUGAUGUUUAUCGGCAAUGUUGUCCCGAUGAAUAUGGGCUACAAAAACCGUUUGAGUGUCAUAAAGGAUGGUCAGAAGUAUUUAGAUGCGCGUAAAAUUAAAUCUUUCUAUAAUGUCAUCGAUGGUCUGUCCAUGGAAGAAGGCGUUAAUGCGCUAAUUAAAGCCACAGGCUUUGGCAAGUUAACACCGAACAUCGUCUUGAUGGGCUACAAAACCGAUUGGGUGCAAUGUCGUCGACAGUGCGUGGAAAGUUACUUCAAUAUUUUAUACAAUACCUUUUCGCAGCGCAUGGGCGUGGUUAUACUGCGUCUACCGAAUGGCUUGGAGUUUUCCGAAUUGAAUCCCGAAAUACCGAUUAAUGGCCGACAUAUGCAUAAUGCUAACGAACUGGGCUAUACGAAUGCGUUAAUGCCGAGCGCAAAUGUCGCUUCGGAAUUGCUGCAUGUGGACUCUAAUUUGAAUUUGGCUGGCAUUGACAGCACCAAUUCGUCGUUCACAGUGUCAAAUGUGCCAUCUAUUCCCAAUAUGACGAGUUCUCGUAAGUAUACCGUAAGUCAGGGUGACGGUAUAAAGUACCUAACGAAAGGUGGUUCCGAAGUACCAAAAGAUGUGCUCGAUGCUGUGACGAUAUUCCUGCGCAAACAGCCCAAGGGUACCAUAGACGUUUUCUGGCUUUACGAUGAUGGCGGUCUAACUAUGUUGCUACCAUAUAUACUCUCACUACGUUCAAAUUACCAAAAUUGUAAAUUACGCGUAUUUGCAUUGAGUCACGGCAAGGACGAGGAAAUGGAGGAAAAGAACAUGGCCAAUCUACUCAAGAAAUUCCGCAUCAAAUUUUCCGAACUAAUAAUGCUUAAGGGCCUGUCAACAAAACCACGCAUGGACACGCUCGUAAAGCACAGACAGCUCAUACAGAGUUAUUGUCACAACUCCGUCAAUGAAAUGCGUCAUCUUGAAGAAGAGCUGCACUCGUUGGAAGAGAAGACUCAACGUCAGCUACGCAUACAUGAAUUAGUUGUGGAGCACUCGUCAAAGGCGACACUCGUCGUUAUGUCUCUGCCUAUGCCGCGUAGGGAAGCAAUAUCAGCUGCGUUAUACAUGUCAUGGCUGGAGAUGCUUACCACCGAUAUUAAAUGUCCUGUAGUUCUGGCUCGUGGCAAUCAAACGCCUGUUUUGACAUUUUAUUCGUAGUUUCGAGUACAAACACACACAAGACGUUUUAUAAAGCGACUACAACAACAUCAAUAACUAAGGCACUUAUUACAACAUACGUUUGUAUGCAUAGAUAUUGAAGAGUAUAUUCAUUUUUGCUUGUAGUAUUAUUAGUUUGUAAUUUGAUAAGCUCAGCAAAUGAAAAAAUAUUAAUGGAAUAUUGAAAAUAAAAAAGUGUUGCUAUUUUACAUCAACAAGGAAA